UUCUUAGGAUGUGGAGGUACAAGCAGCCUGGCUUUGCUCUGCGUCUCCUUUGUGAGCUGCAGAAACAGCAGCAAUGCAGCCUUCACUGUGAUAUAAUUCUGCAGACUGACGGUGUAUCUAUUCCUGCUCACAGCUGUGUGUUGUCUGCCCUCAGUCCAGUAUUUUAUAGAGCCUUUGCCAAUGUUCCUUUACUUCCAGUGGGCCAGAGUAGACUAGUAGAGCUGGAGGCAAUAAGAGCUCAUGCCCUGAUUAAGUUGGUUGGGUUCAUGUACUCAGGGGAGAUGGAGGGAGAGAGCAUGGAUGAACAGCAAGAAGUGAUUGACAUUGCCUGCAGGCUGGGCUUUGGUAACAUUAUGGAAGGGAAGGAAAAUCAGGUGAACAGGCACCAAAAUAAAACUGCAAGUUGGAGGGAGCUUGGCCUGCAGACAGAAGAGACAGAAGGGAGAAAGAUAGAUGCCAGCGUACAGAGUCUGUUCGAGAAACCGAACUUUACUCAUUCAGGAACUCAGACAGACAGCACUGAAACUCACUUCGUAGACAGUUGUGUUGCAUCAGAGCCAGAGCUGUCGAUAGACCUGUCUGAUGAAUUAACUGAUGUUGCUAGCGAAUAUAACAGCAUUUCUCCAGACACUGGUCUUGCCUGGAUUGAUGAGAUUGUUGCACACUCUUCGCCGAAAAGCACUGAAGCCUUGGUUAAAGUGCAUGCCAAAUGUCAGCAAACUCAAAAGGAAAAGAAAAGAGCAAAAUAUUUAAAGAAGCAGGGAGAUACACAGAUCUCAUUGAAGAUUAAACUGAAAAGGCAGAAGAGUGGGGCACUGUGGGAGAUUGUUAGCAUCCAAGAAGAGAGUACAGGUGAUGGAUCAAAAACUUGUGGAUCCUCUGGUGACCCACCAAUGACGCACAGUCUUGCAAAGAGCUCUGCAGAAGAACAGCUGAGCCCCUCUCCCUUAGUGACUUGUCAGAAUCUUAAAACUGUCACGCUCACACCUCCCUUAGAGCUGACCACUCCUCUUCCUUCUACACCAAUCAGGCCCCCUUCAGAGACCUUUUGUCCCAUUGCCCGCGAUCCCUCUCCAUUCUCCUCCACUUUACAAAUGCCACCUCUCUCAAUGGAUGUGUCACAGCCCCAAGAGUCAGACGAACAUAUCGGAAAGCUGUUAGAGAUGAUCACAGGAUUAAACAUCUUGCCCUCAAUCACAAUGGAAGGAAACAGCAGCAUGCCUGCACACCUGGAAAAACUGGAGAAAUGUGCAGCUGUAGCUAAUUCACCAGCUUCAUAUUGUUGUUUGCUUGGCCAUGAUCUAGGAGCUGUGGGAUCUAGGACAACAUCAGGAACUUCUGAACAAAGAGAAGCAGGGUCUGAGGACCUGUCUGUUUGCAGAAAAUGGAAUCUAAAGAACCAAACAUUGUUUUCCAAUACCUCUCCAAGCAUGACAGAAAAGAAAAAUAUUGAUUCAUCAUUUACACCACCAUGCCCCAUGACAGAUAUUGUGACACCUAAGCUUAUUUUUGGUAACGAAGGUCUUGAGCAUCAAAACGUAGUUGAAAUGAAAUCUUGGUCAAGCCCCAAAUUCUGA
Tachysurus vachellii is the source of this 1577-nucleotide messenger RNA. RefSeq lists its product as uncharacterized. Gene Ontology annotation, biological process: positive regulation of transcription elongation by RNA polymerase II. The transcript is spliced from 6 exons. Bases 9 to 1577 code for a protein of 522 amino acids. Gene Ontology annotation, molecular function: protein binding. The record is from RefSeq and is a predicted model, not a curated record. NCBI's taxonomy places the organism in Eukaryota, Metazoa, Chordata, Actinopteri, Siluriformes, Bagridae.